This is a messenger RNA of Corylus avellana, 1409 nucleotides long. Lineage: Eukaryota; Viridiplantae; Streptophyta; Magnoliopsida; Fagales; Betulaceae. The record is from RefSeq and is a predicted model, not a curated record.
UUGCCGCCUGCAGUCAUCAUUGAAGAACCCUUUCGGUUCUCAUUCUAGAACCCGGGACCGGGAGCACGCUAAAUUCUUUUAGCAUCGAAUACACGGCUUCCUAUAAGCAAGCUCUCUCUCUCUCUCUCUCUCUCUCUCUCUCUCUCGUAUGAUAGAUUUUAUGCUCAAAAGGGUUUAGUUCAGGGCGUGUUUAGAUUAAUCGUUCUCUGUAAUUUCCGCGAAGUUUGCAACUUUUGUGCCUUCCGCUGAAGCAUGGAUGGCAAAAUGAGAAAAGAGAGUCUAUUCAAUAUGUUGAAUUUCUUCAAUGAACCCAUUAGAGCCCAAUAAAUCCCAAGUUUCAAGAUUUCAUUUACAGUUAGUAUUUGGUGUUUUUGCUCAAUGGGCUUCACAAAUUUAUAUUGCUGCUACAUUGUCAUGCCAUGUAUACCACAGGAUCUCACCCACCAUGAAUUUGGCCGUCAAUCGAUGGAUACCAUUCUUUACACUUGCACCAAUUGUAACAAAAUUGUAGUAUAUUUUGUAGUUACAUUUGGCAUUACUAUGUACUUAUUGUUAAAGAAAAACAUGAUAAUCCUUCUUCCGGGAUCGUCCAAACACAGUUAUAGUUUGGAUUUUGCUGAUUUUGGCUCAUUUCUGUUAAUAUAUAUAUAUUUUUUGGUUUACAGAUUUUCUUAGAUGAUUGUUUGUGCUGUAAGUUAACCCCAUGGGGUAACUUAAUUGGUUAGGGUCACGCCUCAUGAAGCAGAGAACUCGGGAUAAUAUCUGCAAUGGGAUUGCAAAGAUUUGGGCGUCCAAAGGGUGUGGAAGGCAAGUCGAGUCCCAACCUUUUUGUGGCCAACUGUGGGCCGGCGGUGGGGCUUUCUCAUGACACCAUUGCUUCAGUGUUCAGUGCUUUUGGGGAACUGAAAGGAGUCUGCUCUGCCGAUGAGAGCGGUGCCCGUGUCAUUGUUUCUUAUUGUGAUGAGAGUUCCUCCAAAGCUGCCUUGGAAGCAUUAGAUGGACACCCUUGUCCUGACCUUGGAGGCCGUUCUUUGCAUAUUCGGAAUUCAGUACUUCAACCUCCUCUGCAGGGUAAGGUUAAUGACUCGGUUCCAGUGUCUUUGGUGGAUUUGGAUUUGAACAUUCCAGGCCUUUACUUAUUGCAUGACUUUGUCAGCCCCCAAGUAGAGGAGGAAUUGCUUGCAGCAGUUGAUGAUAAGCCUUGGAAAAGUCUUGCCAAAAGAAGGGUUCAGCAUUAUGGCUAUGAAUUUUGCUACGAAACGAGGAAUGUUAAUACAAGACAGCACUUAAGUGAACUUCCGUCAUUCAUUUCUCCCAUUCUUGAAAGGAUCUCAUUGUUUCCAAACCUUGAUAAUCAUGCAAACAUAGUUUUGGACCAACUGACGGUAUGUGGUAAUGUUAUUCUUUAA